Molecule: messenger RNA, 495 nt
Organism: Miscanthus lutarioriparius
Lineage: Eukaryota; Viridiplantae; Streptophyta; Magnoliopsida; Poales; Poaceae
Source: the annotation of a GenBank genome assembly
AUGUUCGAGGGGGUGGUGAGCAAGGUGCUCGACGGCCUCCUCCGCCGCUACGUCAAGGCCAUCCAAAAGGAGCAGCUUAAGAUCGGCAUCUGGAAGGAAGAAAUACAGCUCGAAAAUGUAGAGCUGAUUCUGGAAGCCUUUGACUACCUGCAGCUGCCAUUCGCGCUGAAGAAUGGACGAAUUGGGAAGCUAAGCAUCCGGAUUCCUUGGAAGAAGCUUGGAUGGGACCCUAUCAUUAUUGUCAUAGAAGAUUGGAGCUCAGAUUCUCUGGACAAGAGAGAACUAGCUGGAAAGUUGGCUAAACUUAAUGCCAUUGAGCUUGCUAAAUUUUCUAGAAGAGUUACAGAUAACCAAACGGGACAGUCGUUUUUGUCCUACAUAUCAGCAAAGAUACUGGACAGUAUCCAGGUUUCUAUGCGAAAUGUUCAUAUUGUAUACAUGGAUACCCACAACGGUCAAUUGUCGUCCAAGUUUGGUUUUAUUAUUUCCUCAUAA